Messenger RNA from Aethalodelphis obliquidens (Pacific white-sided dolphin), 2203 nucleotides. RefSeq names its product palmitoyl-protein thioesterase 2 (gene PPT2). The transcript is spliced from 9 exons. NCBI's taxonomy places the organism in Eukaryota, Metazoa, Chordata, Mammalia, Artiodactyla, Delphinidae. The record is from RefSeq and is a predicted model, not a curated record. Gene Ontology annotation, cellular component: lysosome. Gene Ontology annotation, molecular function: thiolester hydrolase activity; palmitoyl hydrolase activity. The coding region runs from base 499 to 1557 and encodes 352 amino acids.
GCUCUGGUGGAAAGACUCAUCCGAAAGCAAACGAGCCUGAGUCAGCGCUGCCCUAGGGUCCCUCCGCCCCUGGGGGACGGGGGUGGUGUCACAGAUGGGCCCCGGAGUAGAGUAGGGCAGAAGAAACUGGGCCAAGCUGCACUUUUACCUCGAGGGGCCUCGAGGGCUCUCCGUGUCUCUGGAAACAAGGGCACUACAAGCACUUCAGGAUGAAGAGUUGUAAGACGCAGAUCCGGCGCGGGCGGGAGGGAAGGGGUUAGGAGUAGGGGCCGCCUGGGCUACCUUCAGCCCUCAUCAGACGGACGGCGAACUGCGAAGGACUACCUUUCCCCAGUCUGUUCUCCCAGCGCCUCCCUGGGGAAAGAGAACUAAACUCCGUGUUCCUUUGCGGAGCCGGACGCCUGAAUUGGGAAGUAGGGCGAAUCAAGGCCGGGAAAUGGGACCCUUGGGUCGCUGCUGCCGCAGGGACUGAAGAGGCAGUCUCUCAAUUCCCAGGACAUGUUUGCUGCUUCUGCCUCUCCCCGCCGGUCUAAGUGGAUCGCUCCACCUAUUUCCUCCCCCGCUCUUUCGGCGCAAUGGAUUGUUCCAUUGCCCCUCCAGUCUCGGGCCUGCGUUGCGGGGGACACUGGCACGGUUGGCGGGAGCAUGCUGGGGCUCCCGGGGCUGCGGCUCCCCCCGGCGGGGUUCCUGCUCCUGUUGCCGUUCCUGCUGCUGCUGCUGCUGCCCGCAACCCCCGCGCCCCAUCGGGCUUCCUACAAGCCGGUCAUCGUGGUGCAUGGGCUCUUUGACAGCUCGUACAGCUUCCGCCACCUGCUGGAAUACAUCAACGAGACACACCCUGGGACUGUGGUGACAGUGCUCGAUCUCUUCGAUGGGAGAGAGAGUUUGCGGCCCCUGUGGGAACAGGUGCAAGGGUUCCGAGAGGCUGUGGCCCCCAUCAUGGCAAAGGCCCCUCAAGGGGUGCAUCUCAUCUGCUACUCGCAGGGGGGCCUGGUAUGCCGGGCACUGCUGUCUGUGAUGGAUGACCACAAUGUGGAUUCUUUCAUCUCUCUCUCCUCUCCACAGAUGGGACAGUAUGGAGACACGGACUAUUUGAAGUGGCUGUUCCCCACCUCCAUGAGGUCCAACCUCUACCGCAUCUGCUAUAGCCCCUGGGGCCAGGAAUUCUCCAUCUGUAACUACUGGCAUGACCCCCACCAUGAUGACUUGUACCUCAAUGCCAGCAGCUUCCUGGCCCUGAUCAAUGGGGAAAGAGACCAUCCCAAUGCCACUGCUUGGCGGAAGAACUUUCUUCGUGUGGGCCGCCUGGUGCUGAUUGGGGGCCCUGAUGAUGGUGUCAUUACCCCCUGGCAGUCCAGCUUCUUUGGUUUCUAUGAUGCAAAUGAGACGGUCUUGGAGAUGGAGGAGCAACUGGUUUAUCUGCGGGAUUCUUUUGGGUUGAAGACUCUCCUGGCUCGGGGGGCCAUAGUGAGGUGUCCAAUGGCUGGGAUCUCCCACACGGCCUGGCACUCCAACCGUACCCUUUAUGAGACCUGCAUUGAACCUUGGCUCUCCUGAGGGAUCCCUCAGGAACUCCCCAGCCCAGAGACCAAGUGGUAGCCUUGGAUGUCAGGCCCUGGUGUGCCCGUGACCACCUCAUCGCUCUCCCACCAACCAGGGCUCCCAGGGCCCCUUCCUCCGCUCUUCUGUGAAAGGAAAAUCCUGGUUUCCGCCAUCUCGUGUCCUCUCGUUUGGGGCUCGCUGCAAGCUCCCCCACCCUCUUAAGGCCAAGCUCGGGAAGUGAGAAGCCAGGUGUACUCGUGGCUGCUCCUCGACUCUGGCCAGAGGCGCAGAAUCCAGCUCCUGCCCACCACAGGGGUCUCCUUCCAGGCCACUCAGGACAUUUUUAGCUUCUGUUUUCCCCAUGUUCCCUGUUUGUCUGAACUCCCCUGUUGUGAGCCCUCCCAACCCCCAGGAAGGACCACCCAUGAGAGUGGGGUUCUGAGGCUCCCCUAUGGGGACAUUUCCAUUCUUGAAGUGUCAGUGUUGGGGAAUAUCUGUGGCCCGUGAGGCCCAUCUCAGGUUUGGGGAUCCCCCAGUCCCUAUGUUCAGUAUUGGGGUGCCCUUGGGGAGCCCAGUUUCUUUGAGGCUCCAGCCCCUCUUUUAGCUACCCUUGAAUGGGUGUUACCCCUGUAUUUAUGGAAAUAAAGUUCCAUUUACUCAG